Messenger RNA from Triticum dicoccoides, 1548 nucleotides. RefSeq names its product fe(2+) transport protein 1-like. Bases 99 to 1211 code for a protein of 370 amino acids. NCBI's taxonomy places the organism in Eukaryota, Viridiplantae, Streptophyta, Magnoliopsida, Poales, Poaceae. Gene Ontology annotation, biological process: zinc ion transmembrane transport. Gene Ontology annotation, molecular function: zinc ion transmembrane transporter activity. Gene Ontology annotation, cellular component: plasma membrane. The transcript has 2 exons. The record is from RefSeq and is a predicted model, not a curated record.
AUCAUCGGCAAUCAGUGCUAGUAAAGCAGUUAGCCGUACGACAAGUACAACCAGCUCCACACCAAAAGUAAAGAGGAGACGCACGGCGGGAUCGAGCAAUGCCGUCGUCGCAAGCCCUAGCGCUCGUCUCGCUCUCGCUCGCUCUCCUGCUCUGCUGCACCUCCCCCCUCCUCGCCCAUGCCCAGACACCGGCGACCGACCCGGCGGCCGACGUCUGCGCCGCCCUGGCGACGGACGACGCCUGCCACAACGUCCCCAAGGCGCUGCGCCUCAAGCUCAUCGGCAUCCCGACCAUCCUCGUCUCCAGCGUCAUCGGCGUCUGCCUGCCGCUCUUCGCCAAGUCGGUGCCGGCGCUCCAGCCCGACCGCAACCUCUUCUACGUCGUCAAGGCCUUCGCGUCCGGGGUCAUCCUCUCCACCGGCUACAUGCACGUGCUCCCGGACUCGUUUGACAACCUCAACUCGCCAUGCCUCCCCGAGAAGCCCUGGAGGCAGUUCCCCUUCACCACCUUCGUCGCCAUGCUCGCCGCCGUCUUCACGCUCAUGGUCGACUCCCUCAUGCUCACCUUCUACAACCGCAAGAAGACGGGCCAGGAUGCCGGGGCUCCCAGCAGCGCCGCCGUCGCCAACCUCGAGAGCCCGGAGCCGGAAGCACACUGGCACACCCACGGUCACGGCCACGGGACGGCGUUGGCCAAGCCCGACGACGCCGAGGCCGGCCAGAUGCAGCUCCGCCGGAACCGCGUCGUCGUUCAGGUUCUGGAGAUGGGCAUCGUGGUGCACUCGGUGGUGAUCGGGCUGGGCAUGGGGGCGUCGCAGAGCGUGUGCACCAUCCGGCCGCUGGUGGCCGCCAUGUGCUUCCACCAGAUGUUCGAGGGGAUGGGGCUCGGCGGCUGCAUCCUCCAGGCGGAAUACGGCACCAAGAUGAAGGCCGGGCUGGUCUUCUUCUUCUCCACUACCACGCCGUUCGGGAUCGCGCUUGGGCUGGCGCUCACCAAAGUGUACCAGGACAACAGCCCCACCGCGCUCAUCGUCGUCGGCCUGCUCAACGCCGCCUCCGCGGGCCUCCUGCAUUACAUGGCGCUUGUCGAGCUUCUCGCCGCCGACUUCAUGGGGCCCAAGCUGCAGGGCAGCGUCAAGCUCCAGCUCAUCUGCCUCACCGCCGUCCUCCUCGGCGCCGGCGGCAUGGCCGUCAUGUCCAAAUGGGCGUGAGUUAGCGCGCCCGCGCGGGAACGUGCCUACUCGUCCAGCCUCGUCGAUCGCGCUACAUUAUCAUGUGCAUGUGUGUUGCAUCGCGUGUGUUUGCUCCCUAGUUCAUAGAGUAGUAAUUAAGCUUGCUUGAUCGAUCGCUCUCAGCUAGCAUCUCUCCUAUCUCUGUAAAGAAAUAUAAGAACGUUUAGAUCACUAAAAACGCUCUCAUAUUUCUUUGAUGGAGUACGUUGUAGCAAUCUUAAUGUUGAUGUCCACCGGACACCUGUUAUAGUACUACUAUGUGUGUACAAUGCCAUUGCUUUUCUGGUAAUGUUAACUGGGCUGUCGUGUCAAAUUA